Molecule: messenger RNA, 3035 nt
Organism: Loxodonta africana (African savanna elephant)
Lineage: Eukaryota; Metazoa; Chordata; Mammalia; Proboscidea; Elephantidae
Gene: NCKIPSD
Product: NCK interacting protein with SH3 domain
Exons: 13
Coding region: 81-2243 (720 amino acids)
Biological process (GO): endocytosis
Molecular function (GO): Arp2/3 complex binding; protein binding
Source: RefSeq, a predicted model, not a curated record
GGCGCUCCGGGCCUGGCGUCUUGGCCGUGCAACCUUCGCCACCUAACCUACCCCGGCACGGCACGACCCAGCCCGGCCCCAUGUACCGCGCGCUUUACGCCUUCCGCUCGGCGGAGCCCAACGCUCUGCCAUUCUCCGCGGGCGAGACCUUCCUGGUGCUGGAGCGCAGCAGCGCGCACUGGUGGUUGGCGGCGCGAGCGCGCAGCGGCGAGACGGGUUACGUGCCACCCGCCUACCUGCGCCGCCUGCAGGGCCUGGAGCAGGAUGUCCUGCAGGCCAUUGACCGGGCCAUUGAGGCUGUGCACAAUGCAGCCAUGCGGGAUGGUGGCAAGUACAGCCUGGAGCAGCGCGGGGUCCUCCAGAAGCUGAUCUACCACCGGAAAGAGACCCUGUCCCGCAGAGGCCCCUCAGCCCCCAGCCCUGCAGCUAUGACCCCGUCCGCCAGUGACCACCACCUGGAUGCUGCUGCUGCCAGGCAGCCCAAUGGGAUGUGUCGUGCUGGGUUCGAGCGGCAACACAGCCUGCCCAGUUCUGAGCAUGUCGGGGUAGAUGGAGGCCUCUACCAGAUCCCACCUCAGCCUCGCCGAGCAGCACCUGCCACACCACCCCCACCCGUGAAACGUCGAGACCGUGAGGCUCUGGUGGCCUUGGGGAGUGGCGGCCGCACCACCACGCCCUCGGCGGGGAGCUCUGUGUCCAGCGGCUCCUCGGUCAGCAGCACCUCCCUAGACACACUCUACACUGGCUCCAGCCCAUCUGAGCCAGGCCCCAGCUGCUCACCCACACCCCCACCUGUGCCCCGCCGAGGCACCCAUACCACUGUUUCCCAGGCCCAGACCUCUCCAUCCAAGGUGCCAACCCCCGAGCCCACUGCAGACGAGGUGGCAGUUGGUACAGCCUCGGCCCCUGAUGAGCUGGAGGCCCUGGGUGCACUGAGCCUGGGAACGACAGAGGAGAAGGCAGUGGCUGAGACAGCUGUGCCAAGGAGCAUUGGGGCAGAGCUGAUGGAGCUUGUGCGGAGAAACACUGGCCUGAGCCACGAGCUGUGCCGCGUGGCCAUCGGCGUCGUGGUGGGUCACAUCCAGGCCUCUGUGCCAGCCAGCUCACCCGUCAUGGAGCAGGUCCUCCUCUCGCUGGUAGAGGGCAAGGAUCUGAGCACAGCCCUGCCCUCAGGGCAGGUCUGCCACGACCAGCAGCGGCUGGAGGUGAUCUUUGCAGACCUGGCCCAGCGGAAGGACGAUGCCCAGCAACGCAGCUGGGCACUGUACGAGGAUGAGAGCGUCAUUCGCUGCUAUCUGGAGGAACUGCUGCACAUUCUGACUGACGCGGACCCUGAAGUUUGCAAGAAGAUGUGCAAGAGGAAUGAGUUUGAGUCCGUCUUGGCUUUGGUGGCCUAUUACCAAAUGGAGCACCGGGUGUCACUGCGGCUGCUGCUCCUCAAGUGUUUCGGCGCCAUGUGCAGCCUGGAUGCAGCUAUCAUCUCCACGCUCGUGUCGUCUGUGCUGCCUGUGGAGCUGGCGCGGGACAUGCAGACAGACACACAGGACCACCAGAAGCUCUGCUACUCUGCCCUCAUCCUGGCCAUGGUCUUCUCCAUGGGGGAGGCAGUGCCCUACGCACACUAUGAGCACUUGGGCACACCCUUCGCCCAGUUUCUGCUGAGCGUCGUCGAGGACGGGCUACCUUCGGAUACCACAGAGCAGCUGCCAGACCUUUGUAUGAACCUGCUUCUGGCUCUCAACCUGCACCUUCCAGCUCCUGACCAGAACGUCAUCAUGGCUGCCCUGAGCAAACAUGCCAAUGUCAAGGUCUUCUCCGAGAAGCUGCUGUUGCUCCUGAACAGAGGGGAUGACCCUGUGCGCAUCUUCAUGCAUGAGCCGCAGCCGCCACACUCUGUCCUCAAGUUCCUGCAGGAUGUGUUCGCCAGCCCCACCACGGCAGCCAUCUUCUACCACACAGACAUGAUGGUGCUCAUCGACAUCACUGUGCGGCACAUCGCGGACCUUUCACCCGGAGAGAAGGUGCCUGGACGAGGCUGCAGUGAGGACAGGAACCAUGUGGAAAUGGAACAAAAUGGGGAGGAUGUGACACUGAGUGGAGAAGGGGUCCCAGGGGCACUACUUAAGCCAGCUGCGCAUGGAGUACCUCUCCCUGAUGCAUGCUGUGGUCCGUUCCACGCCCUACCUGCAGCACCGCCACCGGCUGCCCGACCUGCAGGCCACACUGCGCCGCAUCCUGGCUGAGGAGGAGGACUCGCCCCAGUGCCAAAUGGACCGCAUGAUUGUCCAAGAGAUGUGCAAGGAAUUCCCAGUGCUGGGCGAGGCCCCCAGCUAGCGCCCCCUCCUGCCUCCCUUCCCUGCAGCCCCGGGCAGAGUGUAAAGGACCCGGAGGGCUUGGCCCCAAGAAUGUUUUGCACUGGCAGUGUGAAGGGAGAAGGUGGUGGAAGGGCCCUGAGCAGGGACCCCCCACCCAAAGUAGAGCUAAUGCUUGGAGGGGUCAAAUGUGGGAUUGGGGACCAUAGUCUGGGAGUUGUGCCAGGCGGGGUAGGGGGAGAGAUGUGCCAGCUAAAGCCCCUCCAUCCCCUGGUAGGCUGCCUCUUCAGCAUCCCCCACCCAAUACACACGCAUACUCAGAGUCCUGCUGCUCCCCCAGGCUGGGUCAGUGCCCCCAUCCCCACCCGCCUGGUCUAUGUCCUGGACCUCAGCAAGCCAUGUCCUUGAGCUGAGGGGAGGCACCUCCCACCAGCUCUGUUCUUUGCCUUAGCUUUGCAGUUGAGUCCUGCUCAUGUGUGCCCCCAUCCCCUUGGCGUUGCUGCCCCUUUAUCCCACCCCUGGGAUCCUUGGCCAAGUUGCUGCUUUGAAAGCGGGAUCUUAGGGACAGGCCAUCCAUCCUGGAGCCUCACAGGGUGGGGUUAUGGCCCUGAGAAAGCCAAUGACAGAAUCUAUUUUCUCUGUAAAAAUGUAGACUGAAAAGCCAUGUGUAUUUUCCUAUGUGCUGCAUCUUACCUUUGGAAAUAAACCACAGGCAUCUGAAAA